AUGGAUCCAGAAGUCAUGAAGGUCAUCUACAAGGGCAAAGUCCUCAAGGAUGAGGACACGUUGGCCAGUUGUGGCAUCCAAACAGGCGAUACUCUGCAUGUUGCCAAAGGCAUGAGCAGACCCGCCCCCCAGCCGAGUGAGAACCAGAGCUCCGGAUAUUCGGGAGCGAGCGGAUCUGGGAAGGCGACUUUCGAGAUCUGUUUCAAAGGUCCGAGCGGUGUGGAAGUUCGUUCCGACCAGUUCGGUGAAACGGACACAGUGGAGCAACUUCGUCAAUUCGCCAGCUCUGAAUUCGCCACAAAUUCGGACGAAGUGCACCUCCUGCACAAAGGGAAGAUUCUCAAAGAUGGUGCCUCGCUGGGAAGUUGUGGCGUUGCUGCUGGCUCAGUGCUGAGAGUGGCACGUCGGCACAACGAGAAAGACGCGGCCAGCGAUAACACGGUACAGCCGACCGAAGUUCCGGAGGUCGUCGGCUCACCCAUGCCCAUGGCUUGGGGCGCCAAUUCGCAAGGCGAGUUGGAGCAAAUUCGGACAAUGGCACGGACUCUCGGGCUGCCGCUGGAGCCGUUGGAGCAGGUUUUGCGGGAGGUUCCCCCACAGCAGGCAAUGACCGCAGCAAUGCAGGAGAUAGCACGAUUGCGACGUGGGCCACCUGCUGGUGAGACAGCUGCAGAAAUGCAAGCUAGAUGGGAUCGUGAGGCUGCUGACAUGGCCCGGCAAGUGCGGGCUUAUUUGUCUAGACGUGAGGAAGGAGAGGAACAGGAAGGGGAUGGAGAUGAAGAGCUGUUGGCUGACAUCUCCCGGACACUGGCAGAGGCGCGGGCACGUGGAGCUCCUGUGCCGAAUGCAGCUGUAUUUGUGGAUCGCACGGUCGCAAGGAGGCGCCAAGCUCGAGAGCUCCACGCGCGGAUGGCUCGAGAGGCCAGUGGCCUGGACCCCGAAAUCGAGGACGCUUUCGCGGCGGCAGAGCAAUCCUUGGCUGCGAGUGCCAGGGCACCGCGCCGGCUGGGCGGAGAGCCCCGGCGUACAGAGUGA
Symbiodinium necroappetens is the source of this 1035-nucleotide messenger RNA. NCBI's taxonomy places the organism in Eukaryota, Dinophyceae, Suessiales, Symbiodiniaceae. The record is from the annotation of a GenBank genome assembly.